Messenger RNA from Bombyx mori (domestic silkworm), 1047 nucleotides. RefSeq names its product protein YIPF5 (gene Yip1d1). Lineage: Eukaryota; Metazoa; Arthropoda; Insecta; Lepidoptera; Bombycidae. The transcript is spliced from 2 exons. Gene Ontology annotation, cellular component: trans-Golgi network. Bases 166 to 960 code for a protein of 264 amino acids. The record is from RefSeq and is a predicted model, not a curated record. Gene Ontology annotation, biological process: endoplasmic reticulum to Golgi vesicle-mediated transport; vesicle fusion with Golgi apparatus.
AUAAAAUUCUAUAAAAAGUAAUUGACGUUGACAUCUCAAUGACAUAUCAAUGCCGUGUUGGUGAAGUUGUGGUUGAAACUUAUUUUUGAAAUAUUAUAAAUAAAUAUUCAAUAGAAUUACACACAAACGAAAUUAGCUAAGACAAGACUGUUUCACCGCUUCCUCAUGGCUAACUAUAACAAUCCCAAUGAAUAUGCAUGGCAAACGCAAAGCGACAGUCAGAGUUAUUCUUUUGAUUCAUCAAAUACUUUUGGAACAACUGCCCAGACUUUAGAUUUUCAAACUUUUCCCACGGAUCAACAGAACUAUUCCUUUGAUCAGACGCAAGGCACAAUUCCAGCAAACAACAACCAAUACUACAAUCCAAAUUUUUUUACACCUGCUCCCAUACCUGGAGAAGCUACAAGUGAGCCGAAUGAGUUUGAUGAGCCACCCCUCUUGGACGAACUUGAAAUAUACCCUGAUAGAAUUCUGGAGAAAACAUUAGCGGUUCUCAAUCCUUUCCAUGGACAAUCCAAAGCCGAUGAUGCAAAUUUUUUACUUAGGGAUACUGACAUUGCUGGUCCCAUAGCAUUCUGCCUAGCCUUGGCAGUUUGCCUUUUUCUAUCAGGCAAUAAAGCCCAUUUUGGGUUUGUGUAUGGACUGUCAAUGAUGUCUGUUAUAUUGAUGUAUUUUUUACUUUCACUAAUGAGUCAUACAGAAGGUGUUUUUACUAUUCUUAGUGUUGCCAGUGUACUGGGUUAUUGUAUGCUUCCUAUGGUUGUCUUAGCAGGUUUAGGAAUAUUUAUCUCUUUAGAAGGUACUGUAGGCCUCAGUAUAUCAGCUGUUGCAGUAAUUUGGUCUGCUUUGUCUGCAAGUCGACUAUUUGUCACUAUGUCCGGAGAUGCAGAGCAAAGACCAUUAAUUGCAUACCCUUGUGCGCUGAUUAAUGGGGUCUUUGCAUUACUAGUUUUGUUUUAAAUAUAAAAAAAAAUUGCAUUCUAGUUAACAUUUAAAAUUUAUUGUACAGAAAUAUAUUUAAUAAAUGUUUGUAUGUGAAAAUUUUUA